Messenger RNA from Lutzomyia longipalpis, 1121 nucleotides. RefSeq names its product protein l(2)37Cc (gene Phb1). NCBI's taxonomy places the organism in Eukaryota, Metazoa, Arthropoda, Insecta, Diptera, Psychodidae. Gene Ontology annotation, cellular component: membrane; mitochondrion. Bases 152 to 973 code for a protein of 273 amino acids. The record is from RefSeq and is a predicted model, not a curated record. The transcript has 3 exons. Gene Ontology annotation, biological process: mitochondrion organization.
AAAAAGAUAUCUCGUGUCAAUUCGAGAGAGAAAACAUAACCUAGAAAAAAAUCCAUUUCGGCGAGUUCGGCAAAUUGAUCAGAAAAAUUGUGGAAAACAGUGAAAAAUUCCCGAAAAUCCUUACAAAGAACCAAGACACGGAGGUGAAGCAAUGGCAGCACAGCUCUUCAAUAGGGUCGGGCAGAUUGGGCUAGGAGUAGCAUUGGUGGGUGGUGUGGUCAACUCAGCCCUGUACAAUGUUGAUGGUGGGCACAGAGCGGUAAUUUUUGACAGAUUCACGGGAAUAAAGCCCGGUGUAGUUGGCGAAGGGACGCAUUUCUUCAUUCCUUGGGUGCAACGACCAAUUAUCUUUGACAUCCGUUCCCAACCACGCAACAUCCCCGUCGUGACGGGUAGCAAAGAUCUCCAGAAUGUCAGCAUCACCCUCAGGAUCCUGUUUCGACCACUUCCGGAUCAAUUGCCAAAAAUCUACACGAUCCUGGGGACGGAUUACGACGAGAGGGUACUCCCGUCCAUCACGACGGAAGUUUUGAAGGCCGUCGUGGCGCAAUUUGAUGCCGGUGAGUUGAUUACGCAACGAGAAAUGGUCUCGCAGAAGGUUAGCGAGGAUCUGGUGCAGCGUGCCUCGCAAUUUGGUGUCAUCCUCGAUGAUAUUUCCAUCACACAUCUCACCUUUGGGAAGGAAUUCACGCAGGCCGUUGAGAUGAAGCAGGUGGCACAGCAGGAAGCGGAAAAGGCGCGUUUCCUCGUCGAGAAGGCGGAACAGCAGAAGAAGGCGACGGUUAUCUCUGCCGAGGGAGAUGCACAAGCUGCUGAACUUUUGGCCAAAUCUCUGGCACAGGCUGGUGAUGGUCUUGUGGAAUUGCGAAGAAUUGAAGCAGCUGAGGACAUUGCCUAUCAAUUGUCCCGCGCCCGUGGCGUCACCUACCUCCCACCUGGGCAGAAUCUUCUACUCAAUCUGCCCACGCAGUAAAUUUCUCUUCUUUAAUUUCAAAAGAAAAAUCAGCAUUUAGUGCAUUUGCUUAGUGUUGGAUGGAAAAGGAAAAGUUGCUGAUUUGUUCUCAAUUAAGCUUCCUUUUCUGCAAGAAAAUGAUUAAAUAAUAUUUUUUAUUCAAAAAAAA